AUUUGUUUUCCAAGAACACCGCCGGCACCGCCCCCCGCCCCGUCUUCCCCCUCUCUGCAAACCCUUCUCUUCCAAACAAACCCUUCUCCCUCGCUCGCCCUCUCUCUCUCGCUCGCUCCCCCUCUCUCUCUCUCUCAGUCAGUAGCUGGGGAGGUCGCGUCUUUGGUUCUCUUGCUCUCGCUGGGUCGCUUGCCUCUCUGCAUUGCCAUCGGGACACUUUGGUUCAAUCUUUUGAGGCAGGCAGUGGGCAUCCCUUCAUACUCUAGAGACUAAGAGAGGAGAGAUGGAAGGCUCUCGUCCCUGUAAGAGUUGUUCAAAGAGGACUCUAGUAUCAGAUGAUGUAACUGGAACCUUGGUUUGCUCAUCUUGUGGCACCGUGCAAGAGUUUGAUAAUUUUCAGCACCAUUUUGGUGGCCUUAGUGGCCCAACUGGGACGUUUGUCCGCACUGGCACAGCUGGUUCUGGCAGUCUCUAUACUUUCAAAGACAAGAAAAUAUUCAGAGCCAAAGACACAUUGGAGCAACUGGUUAGGUUACUGAACUUUUCGCCUUCAAAGACAGAUGAAGUUAGGAUUAUGGUGGAGCGUAUUACUGAAAAUGAGUAUGGCCAAGGUGAUUGGUACCCUGUUCUUGUUGGUGCUUGUGCUUAUGUAGUAAUGCGGAAAGAUAACAAAUCUUUGCCCCUUGUAGAGGUGGCAGACAAGGUUGGUUGUGACAUUUAUGAGCUUGGUCAGAUGGUUAGUCGGGUUGUUGAUUUUCUAGAAUUGAAGUUGCCAGAAUUUGAUAUUGUAAGUUCGUUUGAACGAGCAGUCAGAACUUGUUUUGAUGCAGUAAUUUCAGUGGAUGAGGAUAAGAUUGAAAAAAUGUUGAAGCAGGGAACCUUUUUACUGCAAUGCAUGGUGAAGUGGUAUUUGACGACAGGCAGGAGACCAAUUCCUGUGGUUGUGGCUGUGUUGGUAUUUGUUGCAAAAUUGAAUGAAGUUGAUGUUCAGAUUGAGGAUGUGGCCAAGGAAUUGCAUGUGGCAGUUGCUACAAGUAAGUUGCGGUAUAAGGAGCUCUUGGAAUGUCUAGUGAACGUUGCACAAGCAUUGCCUUGGGGAAAGGAUAUUACGGUUAAGAACAUUGUAAAGAAUGCACCGUUCGUUAUGCAAUAUAUGGAGUUGAAGUCCAUGUCUAACCCCAAUGGGAAGAGGAAGAGUUUAGGGCAUGUUGGAUUUGAUUUAGAUGAUCUCAUUGGUGAUUGCUUGAGGAAAGAACCUGAAUAUUGGAUGGAUAGCUGUGGCAUAGCCAAUGAUUCUCAGUACUUUGAGGUAAAAGAUAGGAGUUGUUCUCCAAGAUGGAGUGCAGAAGAUCUGGAUGAGCUCAAGAUUUCGCCUGAAUGCUUGUUGAUGAUAUAUUCAGAGUUGUCAAAUGAAGUUUCUAAUGCUAAGCCAGUGGGAGAUGGUGGAAUUAACUGCAGAAGGAGAGGCUUAGACCUCUUUGAGUGUAGGGACUGGUGGAAAGGAAAAUCAGAAAUGUGCAAGAAGCUUGCCCUCAAGAAAGUAAUGGACAAAGAUGUAGGACUGGAUGCUGUGCCUCCGUCGUUCAGGGCUGGAUGCUUGGCGUAUGAAACGAGGAGAGAAAAGAUAAAGGCUGCUAAGCUGCGCAUUGAUAAGAUUAUGCGCCCGCCAAAUCCCAACUCCGAUAACAAGGAUACCCCCAGCGUUUCAGAAGGCAUAAACAUGGGGAAGAAACGGAAGCGAAGGGGAAUGAAGGUUGAUGUUGAUUGGGAAGAUUUUGUCAUCGAGACCCUUCUCCUUCAUCAGGUGAAGGAAGUCGAAAUAGAGAAGGGGCAUUACAAUACCUUACUGGGCUUGCAUGUCUUCGACUCUUGCUCUGGGAGUGUUUAAUCAGCUUCAGCGAGUGCAAGGCCUGGUACUACCGAUUGUUGCUGGACUUUAGACCAAGCACUUGUCCACAUGCUGCACAAGCCCAUUAUAUCCUUGUGCGGGUGUAAGGGCAGGGCAGAGGCCUUAAAGUCUUUUGUUUGGGCCUUGGUUUGUCUGCACAUUUUUUGCCUUUGCCUUGACAGCUUUAUUAGUGGUUAGUUUUUUUAGAUGUGAAUAUAUGUUUAGUAUUGUAAUGAUUUGUUCGCGUGAAAGAAAUCUUUGUACUUCUAUCUCUUUCAUGGGUUCAGGAUAUUGUAAUUUUGUGUUCUCAACAAAGCACAUAAAAAUUAAAAAUGUUCAAUUGGUCACCUGAAUUCUAAACCUUUGAGCAAUUUCUAUUAAUGAACAUAUAUGUUAGAAGUCCGUUAUAUCCAAAUUUGGGUUU
Diospyros lotus (date-plum) is the source of this 2312-nucleotide messenger RNA. Its product is annotated as plant-specific TFIIB-related protein PTF2. Lineage: Eukaryota; Viridiplantae; Streptophyta; Magnoliopsida; Ericales; Ebenaceae. The transcript has 3 exons. Gene Ontology annotation, biological process: transcription preinitiation complex assembly; transcription by RNA polymerase III; DNA-templated transcription initiation. The record is from RefSeq and is a predicted model, not a curated record. Gene Ontology annotation, molecular function: RNA polymerase III general transcription initiation factor activity; RNA polymerase III type 3 promoter sequence-specific DNA binding. Bases 284 to 1888 code for a protein of 534 amino acids. Gene Ontology annotation, cellular component: nucleus; transcription factor TFIIIB complex; transcription preinitiation complex.